AUGGAUAUUCAUAGGUGCAGAUUUGUGGACUACACUCCACACACAAUCACUGCAUUAGCAUUUUCGCAUGUCAGCGACGCUGCAGCGCCGCCGCCGCCCGCCUUGCGCCUUGCGGUGGGAAGAGCCAACGGUGACAUUGAAAUCUGGAACCCGCGCCACAACUGGACACACGAGUUGACGCUUCCUGGCGCCCGUGGCCGUGCUGUUGAAGGCUUGGUGUGGGCCCACGGCCUGCAGCCGCGGCUCUUUUCCAUUGGAGGAUCCACCACCGUGACCGAGUGGGAUCUUCACACGCGGCGCCCGCGGGCCAACUACGACUGCAAUGCGGGCGUGGUGUGGUGCGUGGACGCCUCGCCCAAGGGCGACCGCUUGGCGGUGGGCUGCGAUGACGGCAGCGUGGUGGUCGUUGACAUAUCGGGCGGACCUGGUGUGCUUGAGCACGAGUUUGUGUGCCAGCGCCAGCCGCUGCGGGUGUUGGGGCUCCGUUGGUACGACAACGAGACGUUGGUUGGCGGGUGUGCCGACGGCAAAGUGCGGGUGUGGUCAGCGGCCGGCGAAACACGCGGGCGGCUUGUGGCCUCGGUGGGCGUGGACAAGGCAAAGACAGAGGCCACGUUGGUGUGGGCGGUGGUGGCGUUGCCUGCUCAGCAGCAGUACGUGACGGGCGACUCGACGGGCGCGGUGAAGUUCUGGGACGCCAAAACGCACACAAUGGUGCAAGGCUUCAGCGUGCACGAGGCGGAUGUGUUGGCGUUGGCGCGCGACGCCACGGGCACCAACGUGUUUUCGGCGGGCAUCGACCGCAAAAUCCACCACUACAGCGCGGGCGGCAAGCGCAAGCGCACCUGGCAGCACACGGCGUCGCGGCUCUUGCACGCCAACGACGUGCGCGCGCUCGCGGCCCACGACAGCAGCGCCCACCACUUGCUCGUGUCAGGCGGCGCCGAGCGCGCGCUUGUGGUGCAGGCGAUGGACACGUUUGUUGCCGGGCCUUACAAGAAGAUGCUCAUGGCCCAGCAGGUGUCGAACGUGGCUGUGUGCGGGGCGGGCCGCCUUGUGGCGUUGUUCCAUGACCAGACGGUGAAGGUGUGGCGUGCGGCUGACGGCAAACACAAGUUGGUGGCGCGGCUUGCGUUGGCUGCCGACGACAACAUUGUCUCUGUCGGCCUCGGCGCGCCUGUCGACGGCGUGUGUGUGUUGGCGGUGGCCACGGUGCAUUCGGUGCGGGUGUUCCGCCUCGUGGAGGCCGCGCACAAGCUUGCGGUGCGCAAGGUGCGCGACGCCAACUUCGAUGUGGGCGGCGCCAAGGGCGUGUGGGUGCGCGGCACAACGCUCGUGGUGCUCACGCCCGAAGACGAGCUCUACACGUUUUCCGUGGGCGAGAACAGCGUGGAGUUGGACGACCAGCUCGAGCUUGAAGACACGCCGGGCAACACCCACGACCACACCAAUUCGGUGCGCGACGUUGUGUUUGGCGACAAUGUGUUGGCGGUGCUGCGCUUCAACCGCUCCAUCGAGCUUGUGCCCUUGGACGGCAGCCGCGGGCGCGUUCUUGCGCGCCUCUCGAGCGCCGUGCACUUGAUGGCCUUCACGCACGCGGGCACGCUCGCGGUGUUGACCGACGAAAACAGGCUCUACGAGUUUGGCAUGGGCGACAGCCUCUUGACGCCGUGGUCGCAGCGCAACUCCGAGGUCAUGCCACUCACCUUCUUGCGCCUCGACGACAAGCCCCAGGGCAUGUUUGCCCACGCCGGCAAGGUGUGGGUCUACGGGUCGCGGUGGUUCGCCUUCUUCGACUUGGCGCGCAACCUCGAGGUGCUGAAGCUGUACGCCGCCAAGGCGCGCAAGCGUACGCGCGACGGCUUGAGCAUCCGCGACGACCCGCCCACGGACGCGCUUUUGGCCCGCAGCCACAUCUCGCGCCUCGAAGACGACGACGACGAUUCCGACGACGACGCGGAAAACGCCAAAAUGCCCUUCUGGAUCACCCAGAAGUACCGCCCCAUUUUGAAGGUGGCGCCUUGGGGCGAAGACAUUUGCGUCGUUGAGCGCGAAGCGUUUGCUUUGCCCACGACGUCCGCAUUCCAGACCCCAGUCAUGAGGAUUUAG
Molecule: messenger RNA, 2109 nt
Organism: Clavispora lusitaniae ATCC 42720
Lineage: Eukaryota; Fungi; Ascomycota; Pichiomycetes; Serinales; Metschnikowiaceae
Gene: UTP4
Product: Utp4p
Biological process (GO): maturation of SSU-rRNA from tricistronic rRNA transcript (SSU-rRNA, 5.8S rRNA, LSU-rRNA)
Cellular component (GO): t-UTP complex; 90S preribosome; small-subunit processome
Molecular function (GO): RNA binding; protein binding
Source: RefSeq, a predicted model, not a curated record